This is a messenger RNA of Cornus florida, 1638 nucleotides long. RefSeq names its product geranylgeranyl transferase type-2 subunit beta 1-like. The record is from RefSeq and is a predicted model, not a curated record. The coding region runs from base 521 to 1459 and encodes 312 amino acids. Gene Ontology annotation, biological process: protein geranylgeranylation. Gene Ontology annotation, cellular component: Rab-protein geranylgeranyltransferase complex. The transcript has 11 exons. Gene Ontology annotation, molecular function: Rab geranylgeranyltransferase activity. Lineage: Eukaryota; Viridiplantae; Streptophyta; Magnoliopsida; Cornales; Cornaceae.
UCCCUCUCUAUUCUCGCUCUCAACUCUGAUCUUGCCCCCUCUCUUCUCGCUCUCUCUCUCUCUCUGCAACUGCAAACUACAAAAUCUACAAGAAUCAGAAGUUCAAAACCCUAGAUAUAUUUGAGUUUAUCUAUCUGUCUGCAAGAAUCAAAAGUUCAAAACCCAUAUCGGCAUAUCAUUUCAGAUUGUUCAAAAAAUCAAAACCCAUAUCUUUCAGUUUCCAUCGCCCGCUGUUCCAGUUCGGGUUCGCCGUUCGCAAGCUUCAGCCGCUGGCCAGCCUGGCCCGUUGUCUCUCAACUCUCAAGCUGGCCCCUCUCUCUUCCUGCAACUGCGAUCUUGAUUUGAAAGACUAAUUGGUAAAUUGGGUUGAACUUGAGUCUUGAACAAGCUGAAGGCCCUUAUCGUGGAUUAUAAUUUUUACAAUUACAGCAUCCUACGGUCCUACCAUCUUUUAGAGUGCUUUCAUCACUUCAGACUCUAAGUAUAAAGCACAACAAAUUGGAUCAAUUGAUAUUCAAGAAUGGGGGAGCUAGAAGUUGAGAAGCAUACUAAAUACAUUAUAUCAGUUGAAAAGAAGGAUAAUUUUGAAUCUGUGGUGAUGGAGCAUAUAAGAUUAAAUGGGGCAUACUGGGGGUUGACCACUCUGGAUCUUUUAGGGAAGCUAGAAUCUGUUGAUUCAGAGGAGGUUGUAUCAUGGGUCCUCAAGUGCCAACACGAUUCCGGUGGUUUUGGUGGUAACAUCGGACAUGACCCACAUCUGCUGUAUACCCUUAGUGCCGUGCAAGUUUUAGCCCUUUUUGACAAGAUAAAUGUACUUGACAUCGAUAGGGUGUCAAACUAUAUUGCUGGGCUGCAAAAUGAAGAUGGAUCCUUUUCAGGUGACAUGUGGGGUGAAGUUGACACACGGUUCUCUUAUCUUGCAAUAUGUUCUCUUGCUCUGCUAAAUCGAUUGGAUAAAAUCGAUGUGGAAAAAGCUGUAAAGUACAUUGUGAGUUGCAAAAAUUUGGAUGGUGGAUUUGGAUGCACACCUGGUGGGGAGUCUCAUGCGGGACAAAUUUUUUGUUGUGUCGGUGCUCUUGCUAUAACCGGUUCUCUGCAUCAUAUUGACAAGGACCUUCUUGGGUGGUGGUUAUGUGAGCGUCAAGUUAAAUCUGGAGGUCUAAAUGGGCGUCCUGAGAAGCUUCCUGAUGUGUGCUACUCGUGGUGGGUUCUUUCUAGCUUGAUUAUGAUUGACAGAGUUCAUUGGAUUGACAAGGAAAAGCUUGUUAGGUUUAUCUUGGACUGUCAGGAUAAAGAGAAUGGAGGAAUUUCAGACAGGCCAGAGGAUGCUGUUGAUGUAUACCACACAUAUUUUGGAGUUGCUGGUCUUUCACUUCUUGAAUAUCCGGGUUUGAAAGCUAUCGAUCCAGCGUAUGCUUUGCCUGUUGAUGUUGUAAAUGGGGUUUUCUUUGGCAAAUAAAUGGACGUCACUGACAAUAGUUAGACAUUUUCUCUUUAAUUUUCUUUUAAAACCAUUGUAACAUCUUAUUAAAAAUAUGGAACGAGCUUUAGCUUUGUUUUUAGUAGCUUUUGUUUCUUUACUGCUUAUGACCUUUGUGUACAAUGCAUUCAGAAAGACAACUCCUUUCAAUCCCUUCA